AUGUCCGCUCCAAUUAACAAGGAAAAAGUUGAACAAGAACAAGAACAAAUCCACAAGAUUAGAAUUACUUUAACCUCUACCAAGGUUAAGCAAUUAGAAAAUGUUUCUGCCAACAUCAUCAAGAAUGCUAAGCAAAAUGACAUUGUCAAGAAGGGUCCAGUUAGAAUGCCAACUAAAGUCUUAAAGAUUACCACCAGAAAGACUCCAAAUGGUGAAGGUUCUAAGACCUGGGAUACUUUUGAAAUGAGAAUCCACAAGAGAGUUAUUGACUUACAAGCCCCAGCUGCUACCGUUAAGAAAAUUACUCAAAUCACUAUCGAACCAGGUGUGGAUGUCGAAGUCACCAUUGCUGCUUAA
Scheffersomyces amazonensis is the source of this 357-nucleotide messenger RNA. It is a transcript of the gene RPS20, whose product is annotated as 40S ribosomal protein uS10. The coding region runs from base 1 to 357 and encodes 118 amino acids. Lineage: Eukaryota; Fungi; Ascomycota; Pichiomycetes; Serinales; Debaryomycetaceae. Gene Ontology annotation, cellular component: ribosome; cytosolic small ribosomal subunit. The transcript has a single exon. Gene Ontology annotation, molecular function: structural constituent of ribosome; RNA binding. Gene Ontology annotation, biological process: translation. The record is from RefSeq and is a predicted model, not a curated record.